Molecule: messenger RNA, 1080 nt
Organism: Mitosporidium daphniae
Lineage: Eukaryota; Fungi; Microsporidia
Exons: 1
Coding region: 1-1080 (359 amino acids)
Source: RefSeq, a predicted model, not a curated record
AUGAGACCCACAACCUCAGUGUUUGCUUUGGCUCUUGGUGCCAUAGUUGCUAUAUCUACGCUAUUUUUUCUUUCCACUAUUUUUAUUGUUAACAAAAGCACGCAAGAAACCCAGCUAGCGGCGUCAAAGCAAGCUAUCCCUGGAGUGAAGCUCUUCGAUACACAAGAAAAGUCGCUAAGCCAUAAAGCUCACUCGCUGCCAAGUACUAGCCCUGCGCUCACUUUGACUCCUACACAUAUAGAUCCUGCUUCCGGUUUGGGUGAUUUUAUGUCUUCUAGCGUCUUGCUAUCGAUCAUCAGGAUUUGUACGAUUGGAUUUGUUUUUGUUUCAGUAGCUAUUUUUUCUAAUCAUUUCCCAAAAAAGCUCACUAGAAUUCUGGUGAAAAACGUUCUUGUAGAAUAUGUCCGUAAUGGGGUCUCAGAUUUCGUAAAUUGGUUCUGGUGUAUUCCUCCACAACCUGCUUCUCCCUUGACGAGGGCUAAAGACCGCCUUUUAUCCGUAAGCACCACUAUUUUGACAACGAUCUUCGGGAAAGACUCAUAUAUUUUAAAUGGGAUAUACACGAUAUUGAACGAUGUAAUUCUUGAUGGAAUGCUUAUACCAAUGUUUAACGCUACUAUCAUUUAUCCUUGCACAAACCCACUUAGCGUAUUUAUCCCUGUUUUUGAUUUGCUGAUGUAUAUUCCUCGAAUCAGCUUAAAUGUUUUUUGUUCCUUAGUUUUUGAACCAGCAAAUAACCCCCCUAACCCUGGUACAGAUCCAUAUUACCCAAUUCCUCUGAAUAGACUUGCUUUUGGAAGAUUGGGUUUCUUGCGCAGCAUUGGAGUUAUAUUCAUGUUUGGCGGGAUUUUGUAUGCAUAUCUGUGUCUUAUUUUUGCCCUUUGGUCUUUGAAUGAAACUAUAAUAUGCUCUAUUGGGAUGUUCUUGAGCCAGCUGUUUUUUGAAAUCCUGACAAUAUUAUGGAAACUAAUGGUGGAUGUGUUUUUAAUGUUUCUGAAUUUCCUCUGGGUUAAACUCUUCACUAUGAGAAUAGGGAAAAACAUAUGGUCCUAUUUCGGUUUCGGUGAAAAGAAAAAUUAG